Messenger RNA from Ictalurus furcatus (blue catfish), 1589 nucleotides. It is a transcript of the gene c14h11orf96, whose product is annotated as chromosome 14 C11orf96 homolog. The coding region runs from base 494 to 865 and encodes 123 amino acids. The record is from RefSeq and is a predicted model, not a curated record. The transcript has a single exon. Lineage: Eukaryota; Metazoa; Chordata; Actinopteri; Siluriformes; Ictaluridae.
UAUUUAAGGGGGCUGAUUCAGGGGGCCUGGUAUGGUAACUGGAAAGAUGACUGGUCACAGAGCGAGGGAGGGACUUACCAGGAGUGGGGAGCUGUGGAGGGAGUAAGCAGCUAUAAAAGCCUCUGCUGGAUGUGUUCCUCCUCACGUUGAAACAACCCAGAUACAGAGACACUAGCAGAAGAGCUUCUCAGAAACACACUGUGAGCCCAGCAAGGCACAGAAUCCAAGGACUUCUGAUGCAUUAGCUUUUGUGGAGCCAAACGGGAAGCUUGGUAGACUGAAAAUUAUCACCACAUGAGGACAUAAAGCAUUUUGAAGUGCGCUGUGAUUUGGGAGUGCUGCAAUCUGUGAGUACACUUCAACACUUUUGGAGCAGCAAGAAGAAAAACAGAGAAAAUUCGCUCUGGAAUCUUUAAAAAGUGAAAAGAGGAGAGAAGGAGAAGCAACUAGUGCACCGCAAAGGAUAAACACACAGCGUUUCGCAUCUUCAGCGAUGGCUGUACGUCCAGUGGAGACAGUAGGUUUCCCUAUGCUUCCUGCUCACUUGAUGGCUUCUGCAAUGGAAGAGUUCCCACAGCAGCUCCCUGUACCCAAGGGCCCAGCUCGGGGCCGCAGUCGUCCCAAGCGACCGCGAGAGGCCCGCUUCAAAACUCAGCCAGUGACCUUCGCAGAGAUUGCAGAAGUAGAAGAGGAAGGAGCUUCACCACUGGAGGAGGAGAGAGCAAGGCGCUCCUUCUUGCAGUCACUGGAGAGCCUGAGGAGGAGCACACAAUCCCUGCAACACACAGGAACCACACAGAGCGGCAGAACCAGCACACCAACACAGGCUAGCCUGGACUCAAGUGACUCAGACUCAGCCCAAUGAGAGAGAGAGAGAGAGAGAGAGGGAGAGAGAGAGAGAAAGAGAGAGAGCUCUGUCUUCUACAUGUGAUCUGCUCUUCUGUUGUAAAGCUUACAUACUGGACUGGACUCCAGUGUGCUAAGCUCUUUGCACAUAAUCUUUUGAAGCUUUUGCAGCUAUAACAUAGUUACAGUAUUUUAUACACAUACUUGUGUCACUCCAGUCAAGCGACAGCAAGCUGAAUAGUUUAUGCUUCUUAGUUGUAGCGUUUAAAUAUAUAUAUUUUUUGAAACUACUUAAAUACCUUAAAUAUUCCAGAAAUAUUGGCUAUACUUGAGGCCUAUUAUUCAUCAUGAGGUUUGAAAUGUUGAUAUAUUCUAGUUACAAUUCCACUGGACAAGGCAGAUGGUUUAUCAUUGUUUAUCUUCGCCACUUUAUCAUGAUUGUGCAGUCAAGAUUGUUGAGUCAUUGAUGGAAAAACUGAACCCGAUGUGUAAACACCACAUUCUGAAUAGGAGGUUUGUUCAUUACUUGAGUCUGCCAGAGUAGUACAUCUACUAAUGAACUCAGAUGUUUAUCUUAUUAAUAACAGUGAAAUUAGAAAUGUUUUGUUGACACUGUUGACUUGUAAGGUCACAAGAAAAAAUGAAAUUAUGUGUUUAUACUAUUGUUUUACUUUUACUAUCUUUGUAAAAUUAUUUCAUACUUAUUUUAAUAAAAGUAUAUAUGUAUAUAUAAAUAUAAUGUA